AUGAGCCCCGCGCGGCAGAGCGCCCCCGCAGUGCUGCACCUCCUCCAGAGGCUGACCCUGCUACUGCUGUGCUCGCCGGCCGUGCGGGGUGACUGCAGCCUUCCGCCAAAUAUACCUAAUGCCCAACCAUCUUUGGGAGGUCUUACAAGUUUUCCUGAGCAAAAGAUAAUAACGUACAAAUGUAAUGAAGGCUUUGUGAAAGUUCCUGGCAAACCAGACUCAGUGGUCUGUCUUAAGAAUAGUAAAUGGUCAGAAGUUGCAGAAUUUUGUAAUCGUAGCUGUGAUGUUCCAACCAAGCUACCCUUCGCAUCCCUCAAAAAGCUUUACAGCAAACAGAAUUAUUUCCCAGCCGGUUCCACUGUGGAAUAUGAGUGCCGUGUGGCUUAUGACAGGGACAAUUCUCUAUCUGGAAAUCUAACUUGCCUUCAGAAUUUCACAUGGUCCAAACCUGCUGAAUUUUGUAAAAAGAAAUCAUGUCCUGAACCUGGAAAAAUAAAAAAUGGUCAUGUCAAUAUAACAACUGACAUAUUAUUUGGCUCACCCAUCUAUUUCUCAUGUGAUACAGGGUACAAAUUAGUUGGUGCCACUUCUAGUUUUUGUUCUAAUGUGAGAAAAAAGAUUGAGUGGAGUGACCCACUGCCAGAGUGCAAAGAAAUAAUUUGUCCAGAACCACCAGAAAUUGACAAUGGAAAAAUUAAAGGGAAAAAGCAAAAUUAUGUAUAUGGACAAUCUGUCACAUACAAAUGUACUGAAGGCUUCACCCUAAUGGGAAAGGAUUCUAUUCAGUGUAUUGAAAAAGAUGACCAAGGAGAAUGGAGUGGCCUCCCACCUACAUGCAAAGCAGAUCUUCCAGCUACAGAGCCCUCACUAACUACUCAGAAACCCACCGCAGCAAAUCUUCCAGCUUCAGAGCCCCCACCAGCUCCUCAGAAACCCACUUCAGCAAGUGCUUCAGCCACAAAUGUCCCUGCAACAGUACAAAAUUCCCUCGUAUCAAACACUGUACCUACAAAGACCUCAUCAGCAGCCCAGAAUCCCAUCAAGGCCAAUACUUCUGCUGCACAGACCACACCACGAACCCAAAGAUCCUCCACAGCAAAAGCUUCAUUUAUACAGAGACGUCCAACAACACAAAGAUCCACUGUUACACGUGUCCCAGGGAGUAAAGGGCUCCAGACUACACAAACCUCUGCCCCUAUGACAGCCACUCGGGGUGUAGCUGUUCCCAGGGCAACCACACAUUUUCAUGCAAGAAGCACAUCUAAAGGAAGAGGAACACUUCCUUCUUCAGGUGCUAUGGUCCUUGCAUCUGGAUUGAUUGCUGGUACUGUAAUAACUGGUACCAUAAUUCUAGUCAAAAUUUUCCGGGACUAUGGAAAAUCAGGGACACACAUGUAUAACAUUGACAGUUUUGCUUAUGACGCUAGUAACCAUGGGCUAGCCGAUUUAGCCAAAGAAGAGCUUAAGAAGAAGUGCACACAAGUGCACAGAAUAUUUCUAGUUUCCUUAGAACUUUUUGGAGGAGUGGACACAAUAUUUAUAGUAGUCCUCUUUGUUUUGCAUGUUAUCAUUGUCUUUAAGACACACAGGGAUGUCAAUGAAGCAAAGAGAAAAGAGUUCAUCGUGAAAUCACAUUCUGAACUUACCAAAACCUCUUGA
Molecule: messenger RNA, 1659 nt
Organism: Orycteropus afer afer
Lineage: Eukaryota; Metazoa; Chordata; Mammalia; Tubulidentata; Orycteropodidae
Gene: CD55
Product: CD55 molecule (Cromer blood group)
Source: RefSeq, a predicted model, not a curated record